Molecule: messenger RNA, 1017 nt
Organism: Exophiala bonariae
Lineage: Eukaryota; Fungi; Ascomycota; Eurotiomycetes; Chaetothyriales; Herpotrichiellaceae
Exons: 3
Coding region: 1-1017 (338 amino acids)
Molecular function (GO): methyltransferase activity
Source: RefSeq, a predicted model, not a curated record
AUGAGCGAGAAAGAGAUCUACGAGAAGGUCCAGGAGCGCUAUGGCUCAGCUGCAAAAUGCAAGGAUGAUAACCAUGGGGACAAAAUUGCGAAAGUAUUUGGUUACAGCGAGGAAGAACUCAAGAGUAUCCCUCGACAUGCUAAUCUCGGUUUGAGCUGUGGAAAUCCGUUAGCAUUGGCGAAGCUUAAAGAGGUUGUCCUCAAGAUUCUCUACCUUCUGCUCUGUUCAAGACAUUAUCUAACCGUGACGCAGGGGGAGACUGUGAUCGAUCUCGGCAGCGGCGCAGGGUUUGAUGUAUUGCUUGCGGCCAAAAAAGUCGGCUCGAGUGGGAAAGUCAUCGGCGUCGAUUUCAAUAAGGAUAUGGUUAAGCGCGCAAACCAGAACAAGGAGAAAGUCGAGACGAAUAAUGUUUCCUUCAUCGAAUCCUUCAUCACUGACAUACCUCUCCCUGACACGACAGUUGACUGCGUCAUCAGUAACUGUGUGAUAAAUCUGGUGCCCGAAUCAGACAAGCAAAAUGUAUUCAAUGAGAUAUACCGCUUGCUUAGGCCUGGUGGUCGUGUCGCAAUAAGCGAUAUCCUUGCUAAACACGAGCUUCCGGAGCAUGUCAAAAGUAACAUGGCAUUAUAUGUUGGAUGCAUAGCAGGCGCAAGUCGGGUGGAGGAUUACAAAAAGUAUCUUCGGGAAGCAGGAUUCGCCGGUAAGGAUCAGAAACUCCAACAUGCAACUCCCCUGUCCUAUAACAAAUGUUCUGAUUUUGGGCUGUAUUGGCCAGAUAUCUUGCUACACGACUCCGGGACCGACCUCAACAUCUACAACACAGCCAAAGGAGAUAUAAAAAACUGCAAAUGCUGUGGCGAGGGUGUAGAGAAUGCCUGCUGUGAGAAAACUGCAACCUGUUGCAGUGGUUUGAACCCUGCCUCAGGGAGGUCCUUCAAUCCGAUCAGCUCCGACCUCGAAAACGUUGAUUUCAAUGAGUUAGCAGGCGCGUUCAAAAUCUAUGCGAUCAAAGCUUGA